UAGGAGACCGGUGGUUUGCAUGGGUGUGGCCCGGGUGAUUCCCGGGAUUUUCCACCACCCCCUGCAUUAAUAUCCACCCCAUUUUCAAAUGAGAUUAAAUUGCUAUCCUUCUUCUUAAUUUUGGGUUCUUUAUUAAGCAGAACCUGCUUAAAUUGCAAUGCCGGGGUUAAAAAUACAUAGAGUUGAUGGAGAUUCUACUGUGAAAAAGAUGAACAUUUCUCGACGCAAACCGAAUUCACCUGCGACAAAAUCAUUCGGGGAAUCACCUCCUAAACAAAUAAAUUCUUUGCUCACAACCAAACAUGGUGGCAUGAACGUUUCAAUUGACGAACCGAAUGAGAAUCUCCGUAAAAUAAAGAGUUCUAAUGAUGGUUCAUCUUUGAACCAAAGUUCUGUAACUAAGAGUCAGAGAUCAAAUAUUGAUACAAGCUUUGCGGAGAAGGAUAAUAAGAUGAAGGAUACGUCGAAAGGAUCCACGAAAAAGGAUAAACCAUCUUCAGACACAGGCCGAAAGAGUAUACAAAGAUCAAGCUUAGGACUAGUUGGUGCCAAGAAACACGAAAAGUCGACAAAGAUCGAUGCAGAUGAAGCCAGAAACAAUUCUGUGGAAGCUGGGAUCAGUAACCCCGACCUCGGCCCUUUUCUCCUCAAGCAAGCGAGGGAUGCGAUGUCUUCGGGAGAACACCCUGAUAAGGUUCUUCAUAUCGCACUCCGGGCGGCCAAAUCCUUUGAGAAUAGCGCGGGGGGGCGACCCACAUUGGACUUGGUCCUAGCUCUUCAUCUUAUCGCGUCUUUACAUUGCAGUUCAAAGCAGUAUGAUGAAGCAAUUUCCAUGCUAAAGCAUUCGGUUAACAUCGUAGUCCCCGAACAAGGCCAUGACCAUUCGCUUGCGCAGUUUUCGGGGUAUAUGCAAUUGGGAGACAUAUACGCAAUCUUGGGUCAAAUCGAUUGCUCGCUGGAAUGUUACGUAAAAGGUUUGGAGGUACAGAAGAAGGCAUUGGGCCAAAAUGACCCGAGGGUCGGUGAGACGUGUCGGUAUUUAGCGGAAGCUUAUUUACAAGCAGUUCAAUUCGAAGAGGCCGAGAGAUUGUGCAAAAUGGCUCUUGACAUCCAUAAGCAGAAAGGUGAUUUGGCUUCCCUCGAGGAAGCCGCAGAUAGACGUCUUAUGGCUCUUAUAUGCGACACGAAAGGAGAUUACGAGACUGCACUCGAGCACUUAGUUCGAGCAAGCAUGGCGAUGAUGUCGAACGGCCAAGAAGCUGAGGUGGCGUCGGUCGAUUGCUGCAUCGGAGACACUUACUUAGCUUUGGGUCGAUACGACGAGGCCGUGUUUGCUUAUCACAAGGCGCUUAAUGUGUUCAAGUUCACCAAAGGGGAGAACCAUCAGUCAGUUGCUUCGGUUUUUGUCCGCCUCGCCGAUCUUUAUAACAGGAUCGGGAAAUUCGGUGAUUCGAGGAUCUACUGCGAACAUGCACUCCAAAUUUAUAAGAAGCCUCUUUCGGGGGCUUCUUUGGAGGAAAUCGCUAGUGGUUUCGCUGAUAUUGCUGCUAUUUAUGAAUCGAUGAAUGAGCUUGAACACGCGCUUAAGCUGCUUCAGAAAGCACUUAAGAUAUAUAAUGACGCAACUGGUCGACCAAGCACCAUUGCAGGAAUUGAGGCCCAAAUCGGAGUACUCUACUAUAUUAGCGGGAAUUAUUACGAGUCUUAUUCCUUCUUUAGGAAUGCUAUUGAGAAAUUUCGUGCUUGCGGGGAGAUAAAGCCGGGUUUCUUAGCUACGGCUCUGAACCAAAUGGGCUUAGCAUGCGUUCAUCUGAACAAGAUAAGCGAAGCAACUGAAUUGUUUAAGGAAGCCAAGAUUACUAUGGAAGAAGAGUAUGGACAGUACCAUCCAGAUACGCUCGGAGUUUGUAGCAAUCUAGCAGGAGCUUAUGACGCGAUGGGAAGGUUGAAUGAAGCCAUAGAGAUGUUGGAGUAUGUUGUUGGGAUAAGGGAAGAACUGUUGGGAACAGCAAAUCCUGAUGUGAUCACUGAGAAGAAGAGAUUGGCAGUGCUUCUGAAAGAAGCUGGAAGGGUCAGGCACAGGAAAACAAUGUCAUUGGAAGAUCUUCUCCAUUCCCACUCUCUUGUUACAGAGAAAAGUCUCACCGUGUCGAGAUCUUUAUAGUACCGCAUUCUUUUUUUCCCCUCAUGUUUUAAACAAUAAACUAUGGUUGGUUUGUAAUGAUUAUGAUUAUAUUUUUGAUGAUUUAUUCGAAUCAAACAGCUUUCGCAGUCGUGGUU
Ananas comosus (pineapple) is the source of this 2280-nucleotide messenger RNA. Its product is annotated as protein KINESIN LIGHT CHAIN-RELATED 1-like. Gene Ontology annotation, molecular function: protein binding. Bases 158 to 2164 code for a protein of 668 amino acids. The record is from RefSeq and is a predicted model, not a curated record. The transcript has 3 exons. NCBI's taxonomy places the organism in Eukaryota, Viridiplantae, Streptophyta, Magnoliopsida, Poales, Bromeliaceae.